CUCAGAGGGGACAUGUACACUGAUCAUCAGAGCACUGAUGAUCAAUGUGCCCUGAUGAUCUGUGUAGCCCCAGCAGUGCCACCUGUCAGUGUCCAUCAGUGCCAGCUGUCAGUGCUCAUCAGUUCCACAUGCCAGUGCCACAUCAAUGCCACAUAUCAGUGCCUACCAGUGUACAUCAAUGCUGCAUACCAGUACCAAUCUGAGCUGCCUUUCAGUGUCACCCAUCAGUGCCAGUCAGUGCCACCUAUCAAUGCCAAUCAGUGCUACCAAUCAGUGCCGCUUGUCAGUGCCACCUGUCAAUGCCCAUCAGUGCAGCCUAUCAGUGCCCAUCACUGUAGCCUCAUAAGCGCACAUCAGUGAAGGAGAAAAAUCACUUAUUUACAAAAUUUUAUAA
Staurois parvus is the source of this 394-nucleotide messenger RNA. The record is from the annotation of a GenBank genome assembly. Lineage: Eukaryota; Metazoa; Chordata; Amphibia; Anura; Ranidae.